Aplosporella prunicola CBS 121167 is the source of this 4799-nucleotide messenger RNA. RefSeq lists its product as uncharacterized. The record is from RefSeq and is a predicted model, not a curated record. Gene Ontology annotation, molecular function: protein binding. The coding region runs from base 167 to 4585 and encodes 1472 amino acids. The transcript is spliced from 2 exons. Lineage: Eukaryota; Fungi; Ascomycota; Dothideomycetes; Botryosphaeriales; Aplosporellaceae.
CGGGGUGGGUGUUGCGGCGACGUCGGGCUGGAAACGCGUCAAAACCUAUGGUGGUCGGCCAGGCCGCUCGAUCUCGUCAUCCCGUCAACAACACCCCUCCACGUAUUAACAUACAUGCGCUGAGCUGUUAAACACAGAACGCCGCGCCAGGCGGUGGCUUCCCGCCAUGCACGACAGCUCUCCCUUCGACAGUCCGACCUUUGGCCGCGAUGCCUCUAUCCGCGUCGACGAGCCCGUCGGCUCCGCCUCCAUUUCCCCCAGCAGCCGCGACGUCGUCCUGGCCUCGCGCGAAGGCCUGCAUAUCAUUGAUCUUGACAACCCCUACUCGCCGCCUCGCCACCUCGCCCACCGUACCCUGUGGGAGGUUGCCGACGUCCAGUGGUCGCCGUUUGCCUGUCGCGACGGCCUGGUUGCCAGCACGUCGAAUCAGAAGGCCCUGAUCUGGGACCUGCACCAUGCUACACAACCGCCCCUCACCCUCCACGCCCACUCGCGUGCCAUCACCGACGUCAACCUCUCCGCCCACCACCCUGACAUUCUCGCCACCUGCUCUGUCGACACAUUCGUGCACAAGUGGGAUUUGCGCGCCUCGGAUCGCCCUGUCUUCUCGUACGCUCAAUGGGACGGUGGUGCCGCGCAGGUCAAAUGGAACCGCCAGGACCCGCACAUUCUGGCCUCGGCGCACGACAAACUGCUGUGCAUUUGGGAUGAACGAAAAGGCGUGAAACCUCUGCGCACCAUUGAGGCGCACAAGAGCAAGAUCUAUGGUGUAGACUGGAACCGCACCCGUGCGGGCGGAAUUUUGACCUGCUCGCUCGACGGGUCGAUUAAGUUCUGGGACUACACCAAAGAUGAGGAUGAUAUGCUAGACCGUGUCAUCCGAACGCCGUUUGGCGUCUGGCGAGCCAGGCAUACGCCGUUCGGAUGGGGUGCGCUUGCGAUGCCUCAGCGUGGAGAUUUUGAUUUGCAUUUGUACGACCGGCGCCUAAGCGACGGCGUGAAGAGAGAUGCCAAGGUUGAUCCUGUCCACUCGUUCAAGGCCCACAAUGACCAGGUCAAAGAGUUUCUUUGGAGAACACGUGGAAAUAUCAGUGACGGCAUUGAUAACCGCGAAUUCCAACUCGUGUCGUGGGGCGCUGAUCGAAUGUUGAAUUUGUAUCGCGUGGACUCAACUAUGCUUCGCUCGGUGGGUUACGAGAAAGGGAAGGAGGUUCGCAAACGACUCAUGUCCACGCGUCAAGGCACGCAGUAUAAGACGUUCCACGAUGACAACCCUGCCCAUACUUCAGCGCAAGCAUCGACGAUUGGGGAUCAGUAUAAUACAUUUGCUCCGCCGAGCCAACUGAGCGCUCUCUUUCAGUCAGCGGGCAUGAGGAAACCCGCUCCUCAAUAUGCUCAAGGCGGCUUCCAAGGCCCCAGCGGAAGCUCGAAGAGAGGCCGCCUACUAACCACAAUGCAGGCGCGCACCCGCGAAAAGAAGAAUGUAGAUAAGCUUACCUGGAUGCAGGGCGUUAGAAUUGGUGGGACCAAGGGUCCUUUCGAUAGAACUGGUUCCAGGCCUGAUGUUUUCUCGCCAGAUCAACAGCUUCUGUGGGAUUCACCGGAUCAACUGGGCGAAGAAAUCAAGUACGUCGGUAAUAAAUUUAAAAAGGUCAAGUUUGAGGAAAUCGAGAUACCGCAACGCACUGCAACCGUUACGCUCCAUGGACCUUGGGCCGAGAAUAAUGAGCCUGUUUUUAUGAGAAUUAGCAUCCGCUUCCCUCCGGAUUAUCCUAUUGCUUCGACACCUCAUUGUAAAAUUGAAAAGACCACCUCCUCCAUCUCCACCGCAACCGUUUCGAAACUUGACAGCGAGAUAAAAUCUCUGGCGGAGUUUUACAAGACGCGCAAACGAGGCUCAUUGGAUGCAAUCAUCAGCUAUCUCCUAGGUGAACGCGGGCUUGAUGAAAGCAUCAGCCUACUUUCUGAUGGUGGCGCCGAUAGCGUUGCUCGCGAAGAAGAAAGCUCUAGCGAUGAGGAGGAUGAAGUUGGCCCUAGUUUUGGAGGCACACCCGCCAUGGAGAUGAGCGGCACGGAUAUCAUGGGCCCCGUCACUGCUAACGCCAACGUGCCACUUCCAAAAAGAUGCGGUGCUCUUUGGACAAGAGACGGGCGCCUCAUUACCUUUUUCCCGCCAAAGCCAGAGCCGAAGCCUAUGUUUUCUCACCUUGCCGCUCUCAGCAACGACAACCGUACGUACAAGAGCAAGAGAAUUUUCGAAGUUCUGAGCCGUUUGAACACCGAAUCUCCGGAGCCAGUGCGUAAGAAUUCGUCGACUAUGGGCCAUCAAGACGAUGCUGAUUCCCAGGGAUCCUGGGAGACUUCAUCGAGUUCUUCGUCAGACUCGCCGGUGAUGGGCGGAUUAUCAGCCAUCGCACCGCCCGUAGCAUGGCGUGGCGGACCGCUGAGAUUCCAGCGCUCAUCACAACAUUCGGGUAGUGUCAGCUAUGAUUCCAAGCCGGCUGCUCCCAAACCGAAAUCAAUCAUCAGUGUCUACGACUUUUCAUACUUGCUUCCAGCCAAAAGAGAGCUUGCUGAGGAGUACGAAGUUUUUGGAGAGGGACCAGAGGUCAGCGCACACAAUGCCAGAGUUGCUUCGGACCACGGCUACAAGGAUCUUGCGGAUGUUUGGAACCUCGUUGGUCUUAUCCUGGCCGACCAGGUGCCUCUGGAGAUCAUGCAGCAGGGUUACAGGCGAGAGCCUAUCCUGACCGUUGCUCGCCGUUCCGUUGUGCGUAUCAAGAAAAAAGACAGCGGGUUGGAUCUGGGCUUUGACGAGCCAGAGGCUGUCGCGAGGCCAAAGCUCAAGGGCCGGGUGAAAUGGGGGGAGCACCCUUUUGCAAAACAGCUGAUUCCUCGGUUGUUUGAGCAUUUCGAAAAACUUGCAGACACUCAGAUGCUUGCUAUGCUUGCUUGCAUGUUUCAUGAACCAGCUGCUAAUGAGGGUGUUACAAAUGCCAUGACAAUGCGUCUCCCGCACCCCGACUUGCAUCUCUCAAUGAGGACACCUGCGUUUUCUCUUGAUUACUAUCCGUCUCGCGAGGUUGCAGCAAGCCUGUUCCAACCGUCUAUAGCUAUCCCAUCACGAUCUGAGUCUAUCUACUCUCGUUAUCCAGGAGGCUCGGACAGUAAUCUCCCCAAAAUCGACAAGCGCCUCAAUACCUUCGGCUCCGCAGGGUCAUCCAACGGGCCGUGGAGCGGCGACGUGAUGCCUAGCGGUCCAACAACACCAUACUCAACUGGCACCACUCCUCCACCAACAUUUUCUCGCACCAACACGUACCGAUCGUUUUCUAGCGCGCAGCCCAGCUUGGCGUCUUCGCCAGAACGCAGCAAGCGCAGUACCACGAACCUUUCCACCGCCUGGACCUCGUUCUCACGUCCUUUCACCACUGGCGUCUCCUCUUCGCCACCUGUGCCCAACCCACAGCGGAACUACGAUGGCGAUUUGAGCACCUCGGCACCGACCAAUAGCGUGACGUGGGGUCCGAACGUUGUGUACCACAACGAGCCGACGACACUGCAACGCAGCAGCUCGCACAAGCGCAGCAAAACACAGGUCAACACGUCUUUCAACUCGAGCGUGAGCGCUGGCGCCGCAGACAAUGACGAUGACGAUGAAAGAUGGCCAGACGACGAAUCGGCCUUCCCCUCCGUCGACGACGACCGCACCGUCAGCUUCACCAGCAGCUCGGACCGCACCGCGGGCGCGAGCAUCCGCGUCACGCUGAAGAACCAGGACCAGUUCGACGAUGACGGCCACUUGAGCGUGCCGCUGCUCGAGCAGGACAAGGGCUGGUUGUACGACGCUUAUCGCGCAUCGUAUGCCGGGAACGAGCUGUACAUGUGGGGUUUGCAGGUCCGGCGGAGCGAAGUGCUGAAGUUCAACGGCCUGACGAGCUACUGGGUCAAGAACCAGAUGAGCGAGAACGCAGAGGACGAGCUCUCAGUUGGCCGAAGCAAGGAGGCUGCGAAUGGGCAAAAGGUCCUCAUGCCCGACGACGACGUCCUCUCUCUCGUUCCCCUCACCACUAAACCCGUCUCUACUCCCUCCACCGGAGCGCACAUCCACUCGAACCACUCCACCAAACCACCCUCCCUCUACCGCUCGACCACGCCCUCGACGACACGGCCCUCGUCCACCCGCUCCGCGACGCCGGCGCUCGAGCGCCCCGAAUGGGACUGGAGCGCGCCACUGGCGAACGCGGCGCUGGACCGGGUAGUGGGCGCAGCAGGCGGGGCGCGGUUCAGCAUCGAUGUGGGAAGCGCGCGGCUGGGCGGGGGAAGACUGGGGGCGUUGGGCGCGUUUGGGGCGCUCGGAGGUGGGUUUGGAAAUGGUGGUGCGAAGGAGGUGGAUGAUGUUGAUGGUGAAGAGGAGGGGCUGUGUGAGAGUGCGUUUUUGGCGCAGCGCAGACGGGUCUGCAUGGUUUGCUGGUUGCAGCUUGAUGGGCUUUAUCGCACUUGUGCGGAUUGUGGGCAUGCGGUCCAUGCGGAGUGUGGGGUGGGGUGUUAUUGUGGGGAGGAGGAGUGGGGGGCUUGGUGGUAGUGGGAAGGGGGAAGAGAAGGGGAGAAGAAAAAGGAGCGUAGGUGCUGCUGUUAUACCUAGGUGUAAAAAUAGAUACCCAAUUUGCUUUGCUUUUUCGCUUGUUUUGUUCUAUGGUACUGUACAUAAAUACCUCUCGGCUUCUUUUCUACUGUUUCCUCAUCUUCUAAACAACGGCAUUGAAGAUGGUCAAUAUACUCCCUACUUUAGCAUCGAG